Molecule: messenger RNA, 1211 nt
Organism: Hypoxylon fragiforme
Lineage: Eukaryota; Fungi; Ascomycota; Sordariomycetes; Xylariales; Hypoxylaceae
Product: replication protein A, subunit RPA32
Exons: 2
Coding region: 178-990 (270 amino acids)
Biological process (GO): nucleotide-excision repair; double-strand break repair via homologous recombination; DNA replication
Cellular component (GO): chromosome, telomeric region; site of double-strand break; nucleus
Molecular function (GO): DNA binding
Source: RefSeq, a predicted model, not a curated record
CCCAAAAAUCAAUUAAAAGUUCUGAUCUUAGGUACCAAGUCGCGUCAAUUGUUCACCUAGACGCGUCCUAUACAUUUUCCACUCCCAGUUUAUCUACCUAAUCGUGCCGAACACCUUUAUUUCUUUCUCACCUUCUCCACGAAACAUAAUAAACCGCCUUCCAUUACAAUUGCAAUCAUGAAUUCAUACGGCGGCGGAUACUCCCAAACGAACUACGGCGCCACCGGUGGAGGCGAUGGCGGAGGCUUCUUUGGUGGCUCGCAAAGCGGUAGUCAAGCGGCGCGACCAGUAAACGAAGAAUCUCUGCGUCCCGUGACAGCGAAGCAGAUCAUCGACGCGGAGCAGACGUUCACCAAGGAAGGGCAAUUUCGCAUUGAUGGCGUCGACGUAACGCAGGUGACCUUCGUCGGCAUGGUGCGACAGAUCAGCCCCCAGACCACCAACAUCACCUAUCGAAUCGACGACGGCACCGGCAUCGUUGAGGCCAAGUACUGGCUCGACUCCGACAAGCAGGACGACGCCAACCGCCCCAUCUUCCAAGAAGAGCAGUACGUCCGCGUCUGGGGCCGCCUCCGCAGCUUCGGCAACAAGGAGCACGUCGGUGCCCACGUCAUGCGACCCGUGACUGAUUUCAACGAGAUCAACUACCACCUACUCGAAGCCACCUACGUCCACCUAUUCCUCACCCGGGGCGGAGCACCGACCGCCGGCGCUGCGGCAGGCGGCGAUGGAAACGCCGCCGAAGACGACAGCAUGUUCGUGGAGCACAACGACGCCGCCUUCCUGCGAACCGCGUCGGUCAAGGCCAAGAAGAUGUACAACUACCUCAACCAGUCCAAGAGCAACGAGGGCACCAACAUGCACAUCAUCGCCCGUGACACCGGCAUGUCGAUCCAGGAUGUCAUGGCGGCUGCUUCGGAGCUGCUGGGCCACGGCAAGAUCUACACGACCCUUGAUGAUGAGACCUUUGCUCUGCUAGAAGGAUUCUAGAUCCAUAUGUUGCCACUUUUGGCUUGAUAAAAAACAAGGAUGGGAAUACAAUAGGCAUAGCAAUACUACGAGGGAAGGCUAGAAAGCACCUAGAUCCCUGGUACGGUUGGCACGUCAUCAUCACACUACGUCUUGGGCGCUAUUGGCAUUGAUCAAGGGAUUGAUUAGGCAUGAAUCAGGCCAGGAAUCACAGAAGAAGACUUGGUCGAGAAUGGAAACCA